UGUGUCACUGACCUUGGUCCUCACUACGCUACUUGAAAUUGUUCCUGCGUGUCGCUUUGCUCGUGUGCCUCGAGACCAAGACUCCAUAUUUUGUGCUUCUUUUACACACACUGCUUGUGCGUGUGGAGUGGAUUGCGCAAGAUCGAAAGCGUCAGUCAGCUGCUCUAUCUGGAGGGAAGAUAUACAUACAAGUGUCGACUUCUGCUGAUACAAGAUUUAGACACAUUGUUAUCCGACACGUUUUUCUCUCUUGAAGCCCUGACCUUGGCGGUCAUUCGUUAAAGCCAUGGCGACUUCAGACUCUGUCGCGGUUCGCAGAAAGCGCAUAAUGGUUGCGAUGGACGAGACACGUGGCUCGCGCACAGCCUUACGGUGGACCAUAGGCCACGUGGCGUCAGAGGCGAGGACACGGUGCUGCUGCUGUGCGUACAGGACCCGUCCGUGCAGCCAGUGGCCGUGACUCCCCAGGUGCUGGACGGGCUCAUGGAGCGCUCUCGGCAGAUGUGCCAGGAGACGGACAAACAGGUGCAGUGCGAGGGGGUUUUGUGGAGGGUGACGUGCGGGAGAAGAUUGUGUCCAUCUGCGCCGAUAGGGACGUCGACCUCCUUGUGCUCGGCAGCAGGCGCCAACUCUCCUCUCACCGCAUGUUGACGGGCAGCCGGGGCAACUACUGUGCGGUGUGUGCGCCGUGCCCGGUGCUGGUGGUGCGCAUGGCGCCAGAGGAGGAGCAGCUGCGCCUGCAGUGCAACCGCCCGCGCCGCAUCGCUGUCGGGCUGGACCGGAGCGAGGCGAGCGGCGAGGCGUGCAAGUGGGUGCUGCACCACGUGUGCCGCGCAGAGGACCGGCUCUACUUGCUGCACGCGGAUCGAGAACCCAGCUAUGCCAUGCAGGACCGUAUGCUAGCAGCUGAUGGAAAGAAGGCCAACGACUCAAUGAUGCGACCCCACUUUGACGCCCUCAUCUCCCUUGCGCUGCAGACAAAG
This is a messenger RNA of Closterium sp. NIES-67, 983 nucleotides long. The record is from the annotation of a GenBank genome assembly. Lineage: Eukaryota; Viridiplantae; Streptophyta; Zygnematophyceae; Desmidiales; Closteriaceae.